CAGGUGACCUCCCAACCCGAGAGUCUUUCUUAAAUGAUUUACUUGGAGCGACGGACGACGCGUGGCGAAAGCUACAAGUCUUACUUGGAGAGAAGCAGCGGAUCGUUUUGUCUGCAUCAUUCGGAACUCCCUCGCUGCGGAUUUCUCAUAGAUUGAUUUAACCGGCAAUCGAAGCCUCUCUUCUCUUCUCCUUCUCCCGAUGUUCAAUUUUUGGGGAUCUCAGGAUCAACAAUCUCAGUCACGUCCACAGGAUGGUUCUUCUCAGUCUUGGUAUCCUCCGUCCGUGGUUAGCUCCCCGAGUUCUUCUCGUCCAGGAACACCAGGUAGUACUUCUUCUGGCAGCUUCAGUUCGCAUAGGCCUUCAGACAGGCCACACUCACCAUCACUCGUGUCGCCUACUGAAACCACGGGUCUUAUAGCUGUUUUGAAGGACAAAAGUGUUGAUGAUUUGCGGAGGAUUUUAUCGGACAAAAAUGCAUACCAUCAAUUUUUACUUUCACUUGAUCAAGUGAAAACUCAAAACAAUCUAAGAGAUGAACUUCGCAAGGAAACUCUUCAGCUUGCCAGGGAGAACUUGGAGAAGGAACCCCAGAUUAGGGAGCUUAGAAACCAGUGCAGAAUAAUCCGGACAACAGAGUUGGCUACUGCUCAGGAGAAACUGAAUGCGCUCGAGAGAAAAAAGGAAGAGAGUUUGAAAUUCUAUUCCCCUGCAUCACUUCUCCAAAGGCUUCAAGAGGAAAUGAAUAAGACGGAGGAGGAAUCUGAAAACCUGCACAGGCGGUUCUUAGAGAGGGAAAUCGAUCUUGGGGCCUUUGUCCAGAAAUACAAGAAGCUUCGUACUACUUACCAUAGGCGUGCACUCGUCCACCUUGCAGCCAAAACGUCAUCAACUGGUUGAAUUGAUACGGACACAUUAUUGUAUACUCGUGUAUUUGGGGAACAUAACUUUUCGAUCGUUUCUUUGUAUGGAAUUGGUGUGAUUUUGAUUUAUUUGUAUGCGUUCCUCCUGUAUAUCAAUUAUGUUAAUUCUUAUCAUAUCCGGCCCAACACUGCUGUUAAUGGAAACUUCAUUAUUUGCUUGAAGAA
Molecule: messenger RNA, 1086 nt
Organism: Carya illinoinensis
Lineage: Eukaryota; Viridiplantae; Streptophyta; Magnoliopsida; Fagales; Juglandaceae
Product: vacuolar protein-sorting-associated protein 37 homolog 1-like
Exons: 7
Coding region: 200-898 (232 amino acids)
Biological process (GO): protein targeting to vacuole; ubiquitin-dependent protein catabolic process via the multivesicular body sorting pathway; protein targeting to membrane
Cellular component (GO): ESCRT I complex
Source: RefSeq, a predicted model, not a curated record